Molecule: messenger RNA, 3676 nt
Organism: Erinaceus europaeus (western European hedgehog)
Lineage: Eukaryota; Metazoa; Chordata; Mammalia; Eulipotyphla; Erinaceidae
Gene: ZNF518B
Product: zinc finger protein 518B
Exons: 3
Coding region: 217-3498 (1093 amino acids)
Biological process (GO): regulation of transcription by RNA polymerase II
Cellular component (GO): nucleus
Molecular function (GO): RNA polymerase II transcription regulatory region sequence-specific DNA binding; DNA-binding transcription factor activity, RNA polymerase II-specific
Source: RefSeq, a predicted model, not a curated record
GGGACCUACAGCGGGCGCGGCGGCGGCGGGCCGGGGCCGCGGUGUAGACGCCCUGCCGGCUCGGGGCGCGGCGGCCGGUGGCAUGUCAGAGACAGGGAGACGGUCUCCCUCUGGGCAGAAACGGCGAGGAAGCAUGUUCCCGGGCAGUGGCUGUCCCCAGUCUGACCCUGAGGCCCCGCCUCGGGCCCGUAGGAUGUGAAGCCAGCGCACAUCCCCAUGGACUCUCUGGAGAUGCAGAUCAAGAUGAAGGACAUCGGGCAGCAGCUCUGCAGCACGAGGCUGACCGACGGGGAGCACAGUGCCCUGACCAUGUCGCCCCGGCAGCCCAGCACCAACCGGGACCCCCGGCCCGAAGCCCCCACCCUCCUGUACCAGGGCUCUGAGGCUGAGGCCUCCCUGCUGACCCUGGCCACCUGCUUCAAGUGCAAGAGCGUUCACGAGGUCCCCAUCCAGGACCUGAAAACGGGGUCGGGCAGCGGGCAGGAACCUCGGGAGGACAGAUACGUCUGCUUCAGAUGCAACUUUGCCGUGGCCCCCCAUCCCUUCCCCUUCCCCAACAGCAACCCCAGCACCCCCCAAGUCCUACAGAGCACGGCCGAUGUCCCCCCCAGCCCCACCAUCGCCACUGCUCCAGGGAACAAAUUCAAGGUACGGAACUUUAAGCCGGGCAAGUACUACUGUGACAAAUGCCGCUUUUCCACCAAGGACCCGCUGCAAUACAAGAAGCACACCACCCAGCACGAGGAGAUCAAGUUCAUCUGCUCACACUGCAGCUACGUCUCCUACACCAAGGGCGAGUUCCAGAGGCACCUGGUGAAACACACAGGUGUCUUCCCCUACCGCUGUGAAUACUGUGACUAUGGAGCCAUCCGGAACGAUUACAUCGUCAAACACCGCCGCCGGGUCCACGAGCGGGCUGGGGGAGCAGCCAAGAGGCCCCCCAAGACUCCGGCCAGGCCCGAGCCCAAGCGAACCACCGUCCCACUGAAACCCAGGGGGCCCGAACCAUUCCGAGCCCUGUCGGAGCAGCUGGCCCGGUUCUCCGGCCAGGCCACCAAGACGCGGAUGCCCAACCCGCCGUCGUCAUCCAGGGAAAGACAGAAGGACGUGGUGUGUGUCCCCAACAGGUCCACCAAGGGGGCCGGCCGCUUUGAGGACAAGAGUGUGGAGGUGGAGGUGUUGUCCCCAGCCCGGGAGCCACUACAGCCGGGGAUGCCGCUGACCGUGGUGGCCCCCUCGGAGCUGGUGGUGCCCGCCAACUGCCUGGCCCAGCUGGUGGACGUGAAAGUGGUCAACGGCACCCAGCAGCUGGUGCUCAGAUUCUUCCCGCUGGACGAGAACGGGAGCCCGGAAUCAGCUGCCGCAGAGGGGGCAGAUGCAGGGGACCGUGGGUGCAUGGAUGGGGACAAGGGCUUGUGCCGGCCGGACCCCAGGGUGUGCGGGGAGCAGACCAGGUCACCAGGGGCCCAGGGGUCUGGGGAGGGACAGGUGCAGAAGCUGGGCGGCUUCCACAGCUUGCAGCCUCUCAUCCAGAAACAGCUGAGAGACGUCAGGUGGGUCCGGUCCUAUGACUUCUUCAUGUCCAAGGGGGGCAUGCGGGGAAGCCCCCGGGAGUGGCUGCUGCCCUCAGAGCGGGGCAAGGAGGACUGGCAGGACAGAGGCACCCGCCACCCCCACCAGGCCCCCUUUCCUUCACUCAGCCUGAAAAGGCCACUCUCCCCCACGUCUCUCGUGCGGAAUGGGGUCCUGCGGGGCCUGGCAGCGGCCUCAGGCCCGAUCCCGCCCAGAGCAGCCACUAACUUGGCAGAGGCUGGGGUUGCACGGAGCCCCCCCGGGAGCUCAGAGGUGUUGUUCCCUCUGCCGGUGGCCCCAGCUGCCCUGACCUUCCCGGCAGACACGGGUCUGAUGGCCCUUGGCAGGAGUGGCCUGAACCCCCGGGGUCACAUCAGUUUUCCCGUGAACAUGGUCCCCAGCAGCCGGAGGCUGAGUGACAGCCAGGCCGAGGAGCCCAGGACAGCCUUGCAGUCGGGUUCCCCCUGCGCACCAUCCCAAGGCGAGUAUCUGCAGCUCGGCAUCCCGAGGGGCGAGGACCCAGCCAGACCCCAGCGGCCUGGGGCCAGGCCUUUGGAACUGACCGCUUCCCAGAGGCCCCGGGACGCCAUGGAGGGCCCGGUCAUCUCCUCCGUGUUCUCCCUGAGCUCGGGGUCCACGGACGUGCCCCGGGACGUGCAGUGGAGCGGCUCCGGCUCCGGCUCUGGCUCCAGCUCCAGCUCCAGAAUCAAAUCUCUCGAGCUCCUGCGCAGGAAGAUCGCCAAGCUCAUCGAGUCGUGCGGCAGGCCUCCAUCCCUGGCCUCCAGCACCGUUCAGCGCCACCCACCGGAGAAGGGGAGGCCCCCAGCCGCCCCCCGGAAUGGCCAGGAAAUCAGUGUGUCCUUCCCAAAGGCCCAGGGCGCUGGCGACAUUCCCCCUGGGCGAUUGUACCCCCAGUUCCUAGAGGGUGGUAGUGGGAAGUCAGAGGGCAGAGCCACCAGGAAGAGUCACAUCACCACUCCCGUUUUGAUCCCCAAGGGGGCAGUGUUGAGAGUCCUGAACUCCUCUGAGGACACUGGCAUCAUCGAGGCCACCUGCGACACACCUGUCACCAUCUCCUGCCGCGAGGCAGGGCUAAUAGACAAGCCCCUUCCCUUCUGCCCGGCCACACCAACAAACUCAGAUGCCCAAACGUCCUUCACAGGUGGCCCCGUGGACGCAUCCCCAAAUCCUGACACCCCUCCUCCUCUCCGACUGAAGCCGAGAAGAGAGGGUGCCCCCUGUAGUGUCGCCCCCCAAAAAGCCAGCCCCCUGCACGCCCAGCCAGGCAGCAGCGGCAGCACCAGCGAACUGAGCAAGCCAGGGAGACCGCCGCCUUCCAGAAGUCUCCCCGCAAGCAAGAAUAAAGCCAAGCAGGUCGGCACGCCCAAGAAGAAGGGCAGGACGCCACCGGCCGAGCCCAGCCACUGCCUCAAGGACCCGUCCAUCUUCCAGGUGGCCAGGCAGCUGCGGCUGAUGGCGGUGAAGCCCAACCAGCUGAUCCGCUGCCCCAGGAGGAACCAGCCAGUCAUCGUGCUCAACCACCCCGACGUGGACUCCCCGGAGGUGAGCAACGUCAUGAAGGUCAUCAACAAGUACAAAGGCAACGUCCUCAAGGUAGUCCUCUCAGAGAGGACGCGGUACCAGCUGGGCAUUCGGAGGCACCAUGUCCGCCUCACCUACCGGAACGCCGAGGAGGCCAGCCACCUGCGGAGGCAGCUGAUGCUGAAGAUGAAGCUGAAGAAGGUGCACAGGAACAACUACCAGGUGGUGGACGCCCUGCCGGAGGACUCGGCGGCCCAGUGCAUCUUCAAGUGCUGGUUCUGCGGGCGGCUCUACGAGGACCAGGAGGAGUGGAUGAGUCAUGGCCAGAGGCACCUGAUCGAAGCCACGAGAGACUGGGAGCUGCUCUCUUCCAAGGCCAAAUGACAGGAGGCCCGGGGCCGGACCGCUGAUGCCUUUUUCCGCCUGUCCCACUCUGGGGUGGGGCUUCCCCCCUCUCCCACUCUCCCUGACUCACUAGGAACAAGGCGGCUUGCGGGAGCGAGUAGGGAGUCUGGUUCCUUCUCCGGAGCCCUGGUCGAAAGGUCAGAGCCAGGAGUCUUAG